CUUGUAUCGUUCUGAAAUUUGUGCCAUCUUUCCUUCUAGGUGCAGACACCACAGUUAGAAUAAUAUCGGGGGAUGAUGAGUUACAACUGCAGCUACCCUUUGGCUCACAAAGCAGGAUGUUCCUGCAAGAAUUGCGGAGAGUCUGUGACGAUUUGUUGAAAGAGGCUGUUGCUGGAGCCCCUCCACCACAGUUUCUCUGGCUAUCAAAGUACAAGCAAAAGAAGCGUUCAGAGUCCUUCCGAUCCCCGGAAAAGGAUUAUACAAAUGGAUUUGCCUUCUCAAAGAGCGACAAAGUGAAAAAGAUAGUCGGUGGUGAUUCUGAUCUGCUGUCAGUCGCUAACAAUGGUAAACAGAGAAGCAGCUACAAGGGUGAGGACACCUACAUUGUGCCAAACCAGGAAAAGCACAGUAAAGUGAGGGGUGAAAUAACCAAUAAUAUGGUCCGCACAUCCAGUCUAAUGGUUACCAACAAAUCUCAGAUCCUAGGGAUGCCUCAGUUCGGCUUACGAGACAACCUGAUCAAAAUUGAGUUGCUGAAACAAGAGGACACGUACACAUAUAUCAAACACUUCAGGUUUUUUGUCGGCACGUACAAUGUGAAUGGCCAGUCUCCCAGCGACGAUCUGAAACUUUGGCUCAACACUGACAGUGAACCGCCUGAUAUCUACUGUAUCGGCUUUCAGGAACUUGACCUAAGUAAAGAAGCCUUCUUUUUUAAUGAUACUCCAAAGGAAGAGGAGUGGUUUAAAGUUGUGUCCAAAAGUCUUCAUCCAAAGGCCAAAUAUGCAAAGAUCAAGCUUGUGCGACUGGUUGGAAUUAUGCUUGUACUAUACGUGAGGAAAGAACAUGCUGAACACAUCAGCGCGGUGGAGACCGAAACCGUAGGAACAGGGAUCAUGGGAAGAAUGGGAAACAAGGGUGGAGUGAGUAUAAGGUUUCAGUUUCAUAACUCCACUGUGUGCAUUGUUAACUCUCACCUGGCAGCUCAUAUUGAAGAGUGCGACCGACGUAACCAGGACUACAAAGAAAUCUGCACCAGAAUGCACUUUGUUCAGACCACCCUGACACAGCCACCGCUCACCAUUAUGAAGCACGAUGUGGUUCUGUGGCUUGGAGACUUGAACUACAGGAUAUGUUAUAAGGACGUAGAAAGCAUUAAACGGCUUAUAGAGCAGAAGGAUUAUGAGACGCUUCGCAAGUUUGACCAGCUGAAGAAACAGAUGGAAGAAGGCAGCAUAUUCAAAGGAUUCCAGGAAGGAGAAAUCCAUUUUCCUCCAACGUACAAGUAUGACACUGGCACUGACAACUGGGACACCAGUGAGAAAUGUCGAAUCCCGGCUUGGUGCGAUCGAAUCCUUUGGAAAGGCAAGAACGUGGAGCAGUUGGAGUAUCGCAGUCACAUGGCCCUGAAAACCAGCGAUCAUAAGCCCGUUAGCGCAGCAUUCCUGAUUGGGAUAAAAGUGGUCAAUGACGAAAAGUACAGAAAGACAUUUGAAGAGAUCGUUCGCUCAUUGGACAGAAUGGAGAAUGAAUGUAUUCCUUCGGUGUCGGUGUCCAAUACAGAGUUCCAUUUUGAGAAUGUGAAGUUUAUGCAGCUUCAGGUCCAAACGGUUACUGUGGAGAAUAAUGGACAGGUGCCUUGUCAGUUUGAAUUCAUCACCAAAUUGGACGAGCCUUCAUAUUGCAAACCUUGGCUCAGUGUUACCCCUGACAGGGGGAUUCUGCCUCAGGGAGGUACGAUAGAGAUCGAGUUAGAAGUUUAUGUGAAUAAAUCUACUGCCCUCAAGCUGAACACUCAGGAGGACAAAAUUGAGGAUAUUUUAAUUUUACAUCUGGACCGAGGGAAAGACUACUUCUUGGCCAUAUCUGGGAACUAUCGUCCGAGCAGCUUUGGAUCCUCCUUGCAAGCGCUCUGCCAGAUGAGGGAGCCAAUCCAAGACAUGCCGGCUGAAAGAAUACGAGAGUUGGAAGAAAUGCCAUUACGGUAUGAGGAGCUUGACCUUCUAACAGAGAAGCCACUUGAGAUCCCCAAAGAAAUCUGGAUGAUGGUGGAUCACCUGUAUCGGAAUGCUUCCCAGCAGGAAGACAUAUUCCAGCAGCCAGGACUGAGAUGUCAAUUCGAUGCGAUUCGAGAUUGCUUAGACACUGGAAUCCCGGAUUACCUGUCUGGCAGUAACCAUUCGAUAGCUGAAGCGUUGUUGCUUUUCCUGGACGCCCUUCCAGAGCCAGUCAUCUGCUACGACAUGUACUGGAAAUGCUUAGAGUGCAGCAGCAAUAACACUCAGUGCAAAGAGGUUGUCUCGAUGCUGCCUCCAUGCCACAGAAACGUAUUCAACUACAUAAUGGCUUUCCUUAGAGAGCUUCUGAAACACCAAGCCUCCAACAACCUUGACAUCACUACACUUGCGAGCAUCUUCGGAGCUUUGCUACUGAGGCCGCCUUCCUUUCAGAAUAGUAGCUACAACCUAUUUGAGAAUAAGAAGAAGGCACAGGAAUUCAUCGCACAGUUUCUUACAAAUGAGGAUUCAUAAGUUGAGCAAUUCCGACCCAUAGCGUUUUAUAUUUCUGGUGUUCAAUAAAAUUGUACAAUUUGAUUCAAGAUUAUUUUUAUAUAUGAAGACGACAAUUGCAGACGGUACCUUGGAAUAAUAACAAUAAUGCAAUUUUUUUUCCGUAUACAGAAAUUCUAAGCUACGACUUAUUUUGUACAAUAACGUUUUUCAUCAUUGUGCGAAACAAGCAUCAUUUCGGGUCGAGUGCCUUGGAAUGUUGUUCAAUUGCUGUUGCGUGUUGUAAUGCAUCAGGAUGGAAACUGACAGUUUCAUGUAAGUUUUCUAAACAGUGUAAUCGCACGGAGUGAGUAAACCUGUGCACUAAAGCAAUUGGUAAAUGAAGUAUUGUAUCGAUGUACCCCAUUUACCCUCUUCAGCCUCCUACCCUCCCUCUUCCC
Molecule: messenger RNA, 2950 nt
Organism: Callorhinchus milii (elephant shark)
Lineage: Eukaryota; Metazoa; Chordata; Chondrichthyes; Chimaeriformes; Callorhinchidae
Gene: inpp5b
Product: inositol polyphosphate-5-phosphatase B
Exons: 19
Coding region: 117-2531 (804 amino acids)
Biological process (GO): phosphatidylinositol dephosphorylation; signal transduction
Cellular component (GO): membrane; cytosol
Molecular function (GO): inositol-1,4,5-trisphosphate 5-phosphatase activity; phosphatidylinositol-4,5-bisphosphate 5-phosphatase activity
Source: RefSeq, a predicted model, not a curated record